Molecule: messenger RNA, 939 nt
Organism: Zygosaccharomyces rouxii
Lineage: Eukaryota; Fungi; Ascomycota; Saccharomycetes; Saccharomycetales; Saccharomycetaceae
Gene: BUB2
Product: Bub2p
Exons: 1
Coding region: 1-939 (312 amino acids)
Biological process (GO): negative regulation of septation initiation signaling; activation of GTPase activity
Cellular component (GO): mitotic spindle pole body
Molecular function (GO): GTPase activator activity
Source: RefSeq, a predicted model, not a curated record
AUGAGUUCCAUUGAAAGAUUUCUUUCGCAACCACCGCUUAUUAUACAGUCUUCAUUGGCUCAGUUGCGUUAUUUGGUUCUUAGUGAAGGUUUACCGACAGGAAAUGACAAGAAUAUACAGAGGACAAGAUGUUAUACGUGGUCAGUCUUAUCUAGAACUUCGAUGGAACGUUGCACACAGAUAUACAUUUCAUAUGUGCAGCUAGGAUCCGCCCCCCAGCCAAUUUAUCAUAAGAUCAAGAAUGAUACCUUUAGAACUUUACAAACAGAUCCCAAAUUCAUAACUACAGUAUCUGAAGACGCAUUACUGCGAUGUCUUUCCAGUUUUGCAUGGCAGUGUAUUGAAUUGAAAAACGUACAAGAUCCAAGAUUACCUCCUCAAUUGAGUACUUAUGUGCAGGGAAUGAACGUUCUAUUAGCACCUUUACUUUACUCAUGCCCCUCUGAACCGAUGGCAUUUCAGCUAUUUUCCACGUUAUGUUACCAAAUAAUCCCUACCUAUCUGAACAGUAAUUUAACAGGUGUUCACAAUGGGGCUAAAUUGUUGGACAUAUGUCUGAAGAUUAUUGAUCCAAAAUUGAGCAAAUUUUUAAGUGAUAAUUUGCUAACAGCAGAGAUCUAUGGGAUACCUUCCAUCUUAACGUUGUGCAGUUGUAAUAGGCCAUUAGAUCAAGUUUGCAAAUUGUGGGAUUUUAUGUUUGCAUAUGGAUUUCACAUGAAUAUUCUUUUCGUCGUGGCUAUCUUAGUGACCAUUAGACACCAAAUUUUAAGAUCAGAAUCACCAAUGAAUCUACUGACUAGACAACUACCAGAAUUUGACGCUGACGAAAUUAUCAAACUAGGUGUUGGAUUUCUCGCCAAAAUUCCGCAAAGUGUUUAUUCUUUACUGGUGGAGCAUUUAACAAACUUAAACAUCAAGAUUCCAUAUAACGAUUAUUAA